Triticum aestivum (bread wheat) is the source of this 1285-nucleotide messenger RNA. Its product is annotated as probable cytokinin riboside 5'-monophosphate phosphoribohydrolase LOGL9. The coding region runs from base 15 to 983 and encodes 322 amino acids. Gene Ontology annotation, cellular component: nucleus; cytosol. Gene Ontology annotation, biological process: cytokinin biosynthetic process. The transcript is spliced from 6 exons. Lineage: Eukaryota; Viridiplantae; Streptophyta; Magnoliopsida; Poales; Poaceae. Gene Ontology annotation, molecular function: hydrolase activity, hydrolyzing N-glycosyl compounds. The record is from RefSeq and is a predicted model, not a curated record.
GUCUAGAAUGAUCAAUGACCCCGCGAUCAUGCCCGGUCGAUCAGAGAGUUAACUGUGGUAAAAGAAACACUUGUACUCCUCCAGUUGGUAGUGUGCCAUCCAUCACGAACUCCCGUUCCCUUGCGCUCCCAUGCCAUGAUAUAUACCCAUCGACACCCGCCACCAGCAGUCCACAGUCCACACGGGAGAGCGCACGACACCGCCCGGUACGUACGGCAGUCGGCAACCAAGGAGUCAUGCAGGGCGGCGGCGGAGGGAUGGAGGAGACAGCGGCGGCCAAGAACCGCAGCGGCGGUGUUGGUGAGGGCGCCGUCGUGGAGGUGGAGGUGGAGGAGGGGCCUCGGUUCCGGCGGGUGUGCGUGUUCUGCGGGAGCAGCUCCGGGAAGCGCAGCAGCUACCGCGACGCCGCCGUCGAGCUGGGCAGGGAGCUGGUUGCUCGUGGGAUGGGUCUGGUGUACGGCGGGGGCAGCCUGGGGCUCAUGGGGGAGGUCUCCGAGUCCGUCCACAAGGCCGGCGGCCACGUCAUCGGCGUCAUACCCACCGCUCUCAUGGGCAAGGAGAUCACCGGGGAGACGGUGGGGGAGGUGGUGGCGGUGUCGGGGAUGCACGAGCGGAAGGCGGCCAUGGCGCGCAACGCCGACGCCUUCAUCGCGCUGCCCGGCGGCUACGGCACCCUGGACGAGCUGCUGGAGGUCAUCACCUGGGCGCAGCUCGGCAUCCACACCAAGCCAGUGGGGCUGCUGAACGUGGAGGGGUACUACGACUUCCUGCUGGCCUUCAUCGACAAGGCGGUGGACGACGGCUUCAUCCGGCCCGCCCACCUUCACAUCUUCGUCAGCGCGUCCGACGCCAGGGACCUCGUCCGCAAGCUCGAGGAGUACGUGGCGGUGGAGGAAGACGACCCGGCGGCGCCCAAGCUGCGGUGGGAGAUCGGGAAGGUCGGCUACAACGCCACGCCCGCUGAUCGAUCUACACUUAAUUAAUUACGCUAGUCACCUACUCUCUCAUUUUACCACGCUUUAGCUCCUGUCCGUAUCUCUAGCUCGUCAGAGUUUUACCAAUGUGAGCAUGAAUUAUAUAUCACAAAAGGCUAUUCCAUUAUAAAAUAGAACAAUUGAAAUUUCUAAUGGUAUCAUCAUUGUAAUAAUCGCCGCAAAAGUAACCACUAUUGUAAUAUUAGUAUAUAACUCCUAUAAUGUUCAUCAAAUCGUCUAUCUAGGAUACACGAUGGCCUAAUAAACCAGAAAAGAGGAAGCACUUAAUCAUUUUGUGUAGUACUAUUGCU